UAUACGAUGACACGCUUGCGGGGUUCUCCUCUCGCUGUUGCUGCUGGUGCUCUUCUCCUGCUACUCGUGUUGGGCUCGCCGCGCUGCGCGGCGGCAAGCGGCGGGGGGAGCGCGGUGGUGCUGCCGGUGAACAAGGACGACGCUACGCAGCAGUACGUGACGGUGUUCCGGCAGCGGACGCCGCAGGUUCCCGUGAAGGCCGUGCUGGACCUCGCGGGCGCCAUGCUCUGGGUGGACUGCGAUGCCGGGUACGUGUCGUCGUCGUACGCCGGCGUGCCCUGCGGGUCCAAGCCCUGCCGCCUCCUGAAGAACGCCGGCUGCGCCGUCAGCUGCCUCGACGCGCCGUCCUCGGGCUGCCUCAACGGCACCUGCGCCGAGUUCCCGAAGAACACCGUCACGAGCGUCAGCACCGCCGGCAACGUCCUCACCGACGUGCUGUCGCUGCCCACCACGUUCCGCCCCGCGCCGGGGCCGCUCGCCACCGCGCCGGCGUUCCUGUUCACCUGCGGCCGCACGUUCCUGACCGAAGGCCUCGCCGCCGGCGCCACCGGCAUGGUGUCCCUCAGCCGCGCCCGCUUCGCGCUCCCCACGCAGCUUGCCGGCACCUUCCGCCUCCCCCGCAAGUUCGCCCUCUGCCUCCCGGCGGCCUCCGCGGCCGGCUUCGUCGUCUUCGGCGAUGCGCCUUACACGUUCCAGCCCGGGGUAGACCUCUCCAAGUUUCUCACCUACACCCCGCUGCUCGUCAACCCGGUGAGCACGGCGCCGUACGGCCGGAAGGACAAGUCGACCAAGUACUUCAUCGGCGAGACGACCAUCCAGCUGAACGGCCGCGUCUGGAGGGAGAAGCCAACCGAUUACUUCGUCGGCCUGACGGGCAUUAGGGUGAACGGCCGCGCCGUGCCGCUGAACGCGACGCUGCUGGCCAUCGACAGGAAGGGCGUGGGCGGCACCAGGCUGAGCACGGUGUCCCCCUACACCGUGCUGGAGAGGUCCAUCCACCAGGCGGUGACCGGCGCGUUCGCGAAGGAGAUGGGCGAGAUCCCCCGGGCACCGGCGGUGGAGCCGUUCGAGCUGUGCUACGACGGGAGCAAGGUGGUGGGAGGCGCCCGGGCCGUGCUGCCGGCCAUCGAGCUGCAGCUGCAGAGCACGGCAGCGCCGUGGGUCGUGCUCGGGGCCAGCUCGAUGGUGGCCGCCGGCAAGGGCGGCGCGCUCUGCCUCGGCGUGGUGGACGGCGGCACGGAGCCGCAGACUUCGGUGGUGAUCGGCGGGCGCAUGAUGGAGGAGACCCUGCUGGAGUUCGACCUCGAGGGGUCGCGGCUUGGGUUCAGCUCCUACCUCCCGUCUCGGCACACGACCUGCGACAACUUUCGCCUCGGCUAGCGUAGUAGCGAGUAGCAAUGCCAAUGCUGGCAGCUGCCUACGCAGCUAAUCUCUCGUCUCACAAACUUCCGAAAUAUUUUUCCUAUAUUUUGCAGUUGCAUUUGGAAUAAAUUGCUCAUCCACCGUUGUGAGCAAACGCAUACUAAUGUAUUGUACUUUGUACCAUGGUUUCCAGGAGCUCGAAGAGAG
Messenger RNA from Oryza brachyantha (malo sina), 1569 nucleotides. Its product is annotated as probable aspartic proteinase GIP2. Gene Ontology annotation, molecular function: aspartic-type endopeptidase activity. The record is from RefSeq and is a predicted model, not a curated record. Gene Ontology annotation, biological process: proteolysis. Bases 7 to 1380 code for a protein of 457 amino acids. NCBI's taxonomy places the organism in Eukaryota, Viridiplantae, Streptophyta, Magnoliopsida, Poales, Poaceae. The transcript has a single exon.